AUGCAUCUGCUUUAUGCUUUCCUUGCUUUGCUUUCUCUUAGUGAUGGUUUCCAUCCCGCCUGUCCCAGCCGAUGUAGCUGUGAUUCCCUGCAGUCAGUGCAAUGCUACAGGCUAACGGAGGUGCCGUCCGCUCUUCCUUCCACCACCAAGAAGCUCUACAUUAGCCACAGCAAAAUUCCACACCUUCAGAUGUCCAGCUUCACCCGAAUGUUGGCUUUGGAAGAUUUUAUUCUGCUGGCUAGUGGAACAGAGUCAGUAGAAAAUGACACUUUCAAAACUCUGAGUAAUUUGAAGACCUUGGAACUCUGGAAAAAUAAGUUAAGACAAGUCCCCAGGAUUCUCCCAGCCAGUCUUGAAGUGUUAAAACUAAAUGAUAAUUCAAUAUAUGUCCUAAAUGGAUCCGAUUUUGAAGGACUGAAGAAAUUAAAAAUCCUUGAACUUAAAAACAAUCUGAUCUCUUCUCUGUCUCCCACCAUACUCUCCUCUCUUGUCAGUUUGCAGAGUUUGGUGUUAGAUGACAACAAUAUUGAAUCUGUAGCCGGACCGCUGGCACUUCCCCACCUGAAACGCAUGAGCGUGGAGAAUAACAGACUCGAUCUUAUACCACCCAACUUCUUCACGUCUCUCCAGUCUUUGCAAUUUCUCAGCUUCAGUGGUAACUUUCUGACUAAAAUUCCUAUUAAUCUGCCCAAAUCUCUGCUCUCUUUAAAAAUGGAGAGGAACCAGCUCAAAGUGGUAAGUUUUCGAGAUAUGAAACACUUGGAGCAUCUCUCCCAUCUUUAUCUGUCAGAAAAUUCACUCUCCUCCAUUGACGGGGCACAGAUACUUGCCAAUUUAACUACUCUUGAGCUGUCCCAAAAUCAGGUUCAAAUGUUGCCCCUCAGAUUACCAGCAAAACUACAAAAACUCGACAUUAGCAAUAAUCUGAUUCAGAGAGUUACAGCGCAAGACUUCCAGGACCUCCGAGACUUGAAACACUUGUUUCUGGACAACAACAUUGUUAGCUUGUUCGAAGCUGGAGCCCUGCAGAUGUGUUCCCAGCUCUCCAACCUGGCCUUGGAGCAGAACCUGCUGUUGUCUAUACCUCUGAGGCUUCCGGGGACCUUAGCCAGGCUGGACCUAAAAGGCAAUGCCAUCCAGGAUAUUGCUGAGAGGGAGCUCAAGGAUCUGAAGAAACUUCAGGUUCUAAACCUUAGGAACAACAGGAUUUCUGCCUUAGACCUCAAAGUUUUGGAGGGGUUGCCUCGCCUCAGACACCUGUACCUGGAUGGAAAUCCGUGGAAUUGCACCUGCAGUCUCGUAAGAGCGAGGGAGAUCCUGAAGGCCAAGGGCACAGAUGUGAGGGGAGGACAAUGUGCUGCACCAGCUGAACGACAAGGGGAGAGCUGGAUGUCCUCCAAGAAGAUCAUGAGACAGUGUGAGCAUCACUUACAUCUGAUGGAGAAAAACAAAGAGACCAAAAAGAAACCAAAACCAGAAGAGCACUCCAGCAUCAGAAUCAACAUUGAUGAUGAUGAUUAUGAUUAUGAAAUAGAUUAA
Messenger RNA from Enhydra lutris kenyoni (northern sea otter), 1539 nucleotides. RefSeq names its product nephrocan-like. The transcript is spliced from 3 exons. Gene Ontology annotation, molecular function: protein binding. The record is from RefSeq and is a predicted model, not a curated record. Bases 1 to 1539 code for a protein of 512 amino acids. NCBI's taxonomy places the organism in Eukaryota, Metazoa, Chordata, Mammalia, Carnivora, Mustelidae.